This is a messenger RNA of Asterias rubens (European starfish), 1704 nucleotides long. Its product is annotated as nucleoside diphosphate-linked moiety X motif 13-like. The transcript has 6 exons. The record is from RefSeq and is a predicted model, not a curated record. Gene Ontology annotation, molecular function: hydrolase activity; metal ion binding. The coding region runs from base 120 to 1307 and encodes 395 amino acids. NCBI's taxonomy places the organism in Eukaryota, Metazoa, Echinodermata, Asteroidea, Forcipulatida, Asteriidae.
CCAUGUAGUUUUUCUCUUCACCAUACGGUGUGCACAAACUUUUUGUACGGGUUUUCGUUGAUUACAUAACUUUCUCCCAUUGAAAUUUAUGUAUUUCCAUUACUUGAGAAGACUUUAAGAUGACUGUGCUUCAAAGAACCUUACUUUGCCUGAGAUGGGUGGGCAAACACGUGCCCCUACCAACGACGUUUGCGCCGUCGUCAGCAGCGACAGCAGCAACGGGUAGAUUUAGAAUAUCAACAUCAGUCAUUGCAGCAACUAGCAAAAUUGACUUUUCUUCGCACCAUGGAUUCCUUCCUUCAUGUUCAUACACAUCAAUCGUGAGAAGACAUUCUUCUUCAUCGACUUUUGUACAAGGAAUGAGACAUUUACAAAAACUCAAAGAAGAUCAAGAUGAAGACUUUUGCAGAGAGUCGUGGGCAAGCGGAAGAUUUUUAGUUCUGUACGACAUGAAACCUGUACUUAAACAAUUGGAAGAUGGGAAACAGUGGGGAAUAGCAUGGAGUAAUGUAAAUGAUCUUUGUGACAUUCUUCAAGAGGCUCACCAAAGCACAGUGGAAGAGUCGAUUGUCUUAAAUUGUAUUAGUUCUGACACCAGUGGCCCAGCCAAGUUUGCAUUCAACAUUCCUGCCAAGACUGAUCCAGAGCAUAAGAGGGAAAUUGAAGAAGCCUUGGGAGGCUUUGCAGUCAGUGAAAGAAAAGCGUUCUUUGUUGUAUCGAGGGAAGAUGCUCGGGUUUUAUCUCAGUGUUUCGCACUUCUUCAAUGGCAUUCCAAGAAUGGGUUUUGCUCCAACUGUGGCAGUAAGACGAACAAAGACCCCCCUGGUGCAAAGAGGGUGUGUCCAAAUUGUGAAGUCAUUCACUACCCAGCAGUGAGCCCAGUUGCUAUAGUACUAGUAACCAACGGAGAUAGAUGUCUCGUUGUACGACAGAAGAAGUUUCCACCGGCCAUGUAUAGCGCCAUCGCAGGAUUCUGUGAGCCAGGAGAGGCAUUGGAAGCAACCGUUAGACGAGAAAUUGCAGAGGAAGUCGGCCUGGAGGUUGAGGACGUUACUUUCUUCUCCUCUCAGCCAUGGGCCUUCCCAUCCAGUACACUGAUGUUAGGAUGCCACGCCCAUGUCAAGCAAGGAACGGCAGAUGAAGUAAAUCUUGAUGAGGCAGAACUUGAAGGAUCAAGAUGGCUCCAUCGAGAUGAAGUCAAAGCAAUUCUUAAAGAGAAUACUCCAGGGCGAGGUGAUGGAGUAUGGUUCCCUCCAUCCAGAGCUAUAGCACACCAUCUUCUAAAAAGUUGGGCAUCUCAACAAUAAAAAGGAUGUGUCUCAAAGGUUCCCCAUCGACCCAGUUUCAUAGAGCUGCUUAAAGGGACACGAUGCCUUGGAUUGGACAAGAUGAUUUAUGUAACGCAUUUUGAAACCGUUUGUUAUAAUAUGCAAUGGUUCAAAGAUGUUUUAAAAGUAGAAUUUAAGGAUCCACACAAAUAUGACCCCAACUUUUUAAAACAUGGAGGAGAAGGAUUUCAUGACAUAAUUUGCAACUGGUAUAAAGUUUUUUGUGAGUAUUUGGCAAUAAAUGUCAGGGAAAUUAAUAUUUUUAUUUAAAAAAUGUUAUCACAAGAUUAUAAAAGGACAAUUUAAAAGAACAUAAUAAAAAAAGUCAAUAAACAAGUUCUUGUUGGUAAAUUUGCAUUUUUUUUGCACCAUAUAC